Molecule: messenger RNA, 889 nt
Organism: Lonchura striata (white-rumped munia)
Lineage: Eukaryota; Metazoa; Chordata; Aves; Passeriformes; Estrildidae
Source: RefSeq, a predicted model, not a curated record
GCUGGCGAUGACCCUGAACACGCAGCCCGGGAGCAGGAGCCCGCUGCGGCGGAGGGCCAGCACCCCGCUCCCGCGGCCGGGUGGCUCCGGGGCCACUUCGCGGGGUGAGUCCUAUCACCCCCAGCUCGGCCACACCGCCUCCGAGCCGGGCGGCAGAGACCCCCGCGGCACCUGGUCCCCCGACUCCUCGGGCUCCCCAAGGCUCAGGGAGCCCCGGUACCGAGUGGUGCUGCUGGGUGACCCCGGCGUGGGGAAGACCAGCCUGGUCAACCUCUUCGCCGGCGUCCAGGAGAGGGACCUGCUGGACCAGCACGGAGGGGCCGCGUACGAGCGCAGGCUGACCGUGGAUGGGGAGGAGACCGCGCUGCUGGUGCUGGACACCUGGGAGUCAGAGCAGCGGGUACGGCGGGGCUGGCUCCAGCGCCGUAGCCACUGCCUGCACGUAGGGAAUGCCUACAUCAUCGUUUACUCUGUCACUGACCGGGACAGCUUCGAGAGCGCCUCGGAGCUGCGCAUCCAACUGCGCCGCGCGCGCCAGGCUGAGGACAUCCCCAUCAUCCUGGUGGGGAACAAAACUGACCUGGUGCGCUGCCGCGAGGUGUCUGAGGAAGAGGGCCAGGCCUGCGCCGCCGUCUUCGACUGCAAGUUUAUCGAGACGUCAGCGGCUCUGCAGCACAACGUGGCCGAGCUCUUCGAGGGGGUGGUGAGGCAGAUCCGCCUGCGCCAAGGGGGCAGAAAGUCCCACCUGCACCCCACACCUGGCCAGAAGCACAAGGAGAGCCUCGCCAGCAGAGCCCGGCACUUCCUCGACAGGCUAGUGGCCAGGAACAGCAGCAAAGUGGCCCUCAAAGUCCGUUCCAAGUCCUGCCAUGACCUGUCUGUGCUCUGA